Molecule: messenger RNA, 1146 nt
Organism: Culex quinquefasciatus (southern house mosquito)
Lineage: Eukaryota; Metazoa; Arthropoda; Insecta; Diptera; Culicidae
Exons: 7
Coding region: 1-1146 (381 amino acids)
Biological process (GO): nucleobase-containing compound metabolic process
Cellular component (GO): cytoplasm
Molecular function (GO): ATP binding; AMP kinase activity
Source: RefSeq, a predicted model, not a curated record
AUGGAAGUCCUGGCCACGAGCGAUUUGCUGCGCGAUGUCAACCAAAUGCACACGGCGUACUUCCCAACCGAUGUGAUGUUGUACUUUGAAAAGCAUCAUAUUUUUGAGAUAAUUUUCGAUUUAUCAAUUUUACUGGAUCGUAAACGACCCGAAGAUGUUCAUCAAUUCAUAGUAGACAAUAUUACAAAAAUUGCGAAAAAGUAUCGUAAAAUUAGUGUUUUUGUAAAUUGUCCACCAAACAUUGAAUUAGAGAAGUUUAUUAAGGUUUCUAGCCGAGUUCAACGAUCUCCAGUGAUUCAGAUGGUUCGACCAAAAUCCAAACGAAGUCUCAAGAAGCUUCCUGAACAGCUGGAGCGCUUCGGACUUCAAAAUAAAAAUAUUGUCUUCAUUGGGAAGGACUCUACGGAGAUGGAGGGAUUCAUAUCAAGAGAGUUUCAUCUGAAUCGCAAUAUAAACAUUCCACAUGAAGAUGAUGCGAAAAAUUCUGCCAAAGACCUUCUUCCAGUUGCAAUGCAUUUGAGAAAUACACUCAAGCAAUUAGAGCAACGACCAAAUCACGAAAAGGUGAAAUAUGUGGAACGAAUUGUAAUCAUCGGAAGGCCUGGUUCCGGAAAGCAUCGUCAGGCUAGGUUACUUGCAGACCGUUUGGAUCUAGUUCUGAUUUCAGUUAACGACUUGGUGGACAACGCAAGACGGAACAAAAAUUAUUUCCGUAAUACGCUGGAAAUUGGCCUCGAGGAUAAUGUUCACACGUCGGAGCUGAUCACAUCAAUGGUGCAGAAAAGAAUUCUGGAUCCGGAUUGCCUCCGGCUAGGUUGGGUGCUGGUUGAUUAUCCCAACACUGCCGAAGAUGUGGACAACCUUUUCAGUCUGCUGGUGGUUCCUCAAAAAGUUAUUCUUUUGCACACUAAUGAGAGAUUAUGUUGGAAGAGAAAAACUAAACAGGAGAAAUUUGAAAGGGAUGAACAGAAAGAUCAACAGUUCAAAGAAACGGUUCUAAAAGCUGAGUUCGAUUUCUAUGACCUGCACAAAACUCAACUGAUUGAUGCCAUCGAGAGACAUAAUUGCAUCGUGAUUGAUGUGAAUGGAAACCGUAGUGCGACAAAGGUUCACGCCGAUAUUUUAACGAAGCUGUUGACAGUUUAA